Messenger RNA from Rubroshorea leprosula, 2082 nucleotides. Lineage: Eukaryota; Viridiplantae; Streptophyta; Magnoliopsida; Malvales; Dipterocarpaceae. The record is from the annotation of a GenBank genome assembly.
CCACCACCUUUUCAAAAAGAAGAAGUCGAGUCUAAUUUAUCCUUUAAUUCUGAAACCAUGAGUCAAGACGGGGAUCAACCUAUUAGGACUUUGAAAGACUAUUUGCAUCCCACUAGAACAGCUACACCAUCAUGCAUAAUGUUUCCUCCUAAUACACCACACUUUGAGUUCAAACCUGGAAUGAUUCAGCUUUUGCCUAGUUUCCAUGGUUUAGAGAAUGAAAAUCCAUAUGUGCAUGUUAGGGAAUUUGAGGAGGUAGUAGCUACUUUUCAUAGUCGAGCUGACACUAUAGACACAGUUAGGGAGCGUCAAUUCAUAGAGAUGAUGUGUAAUGGGGAAUUUUUGCAUAAGGACCCAGAAGAAGCCAUAGAUUAUUUAAAUGAGUUAGCUGAAAAAGCUCAUACUUGGACAGGACCUAGUGCCACUGAUAGUACUAGUAGGUCACGAUCAUCUGGGAUUUACCACCUUAAGGAGGAAGAUAGCCUUAGAGCCCAAUUGGAAGCUACAACUAGGGAAAUUGAGACGUUAAAAAUGAAAAAUAAUAGAGUCACCCACACAGUUGCAAGGGUAGAAGCUCAAGCUCCAUGUUUUGUUUGUGGGGGAUUGGAUCAUUUAGCUCAAGAUUGCCUAACCUAUGAUGAGAUGAGAGGGGUUUAUGAAGAACAAUGUAAUGCAUUAGGAAUGGAGGAAACACUUAAGGCAUUUAUGGAGGCACAGACUAAGACUAACCAAAAGUUUGAUUCUAUUCUUACACAGAUGGUUGAAGAAAACAAGGAUAUCAAGAGUCAACUAACUAAGUUGACCAAUGCUCUUACUAUCCAAGAACGAGGUAAGAUUCCAUCUCAACCUCAAGUUAAUCCUAAAAAUUUACAUUUGGUGCAGGAAUCUACCUCUAAUUCGGAGAACAUUCAAGGGGUUAAUGCAAUCACUACUCGUACUGGUAAGGUUAUAGAGCCAUUGCAAAAAUCACCUAAAUUGAAGGAUGCUACUCCAAGUAGCCGUGAAGAUGACCUGUUGAAAGAACCUGAGAAAGAGGUCCCAAUUCGAGUUCCUUUCCCUCAAGCUCUUAAAUCUGGAAAGAUUUUAGACAACCAAGGUGAGAUUUUAGAAAAUUUGAAACAAGUUAAGAUUAAUCUACCUUUGUUGCAUGUGAUUAAACAGGUACCAACUUAUGCCAAAGUGAUCAAGGAUCUAUGCACCAUAAAAAGGAAACACCAUGUCAAGAAAACUACAUUCUUGACAGAGCAGGUAAGUGCGGUAAUUGAGCAAAAAACACCGCCAAAGUACAAAGAUCCAGGGUGCCCAACAAUUGCUUGCCAAAUUGGGUCACAAGAGUUCAGUCAAGCUCUUUUGAAUUUAGGAGCAAGCGUGAAUUUAAGGCCUUAUUCAGUUUAUUUGCAACUAGGUCUUGGAGAGAUAAAACCCACAUCUGUGGUAUUACAGUUGGCUGAUCGUUCAUGUAGGAAACCAAGAGGGAUAGUGGAAGACGUUUUGCUUCAGAUUGAUAAAUUUUAUUAUCCUGUUGAUUUUCUUGUGUUAGACACUCAGUCUGAAGUUAAUACUCUUAAGUACCUUCUAUCUAAGAAGGAUGCUAAAGCUCGUUUGAUUAGGUGGAUUUUACUUUUGCAGGAAUUUGAUCUUACAAUUAAAGACAAGAAGGGUGUUGAAAAUGUGGUGGCUGAUCAUUUGUCUCGAUUGGAGUUUAAUGACUCCAAUAUUGAAAGUUCACCAAUUCGAGAUGACUUCCCUGAUGAACACUUGCUCGCUGUUAGCCAAGUUCCAUGGUAUGCUCACAUUGUUAACUACUUGGUUUCUAGUGAAAUUCCAUUGGAUUGGAAUGCACAAGAUAAGCGUAAGUUCUUGGUUGAGGUGUCAAAAGUUAGGUGCAUUAACUCGUCGUCACAUGAUGCCUCUUAACCCAAUUCUAGUCAUUGAGAUUUUUGAUUGUUGGGGUAUUGAUUUCAUGGGACCAUUUCCAUCUUCUUUUGGUUACCUUUAUAUUCUUCUUGCUGUUGAUUAUGUGUCUAAAUGGGUUGAGGCUAUACCUUGCCGUACCAAUGAUAACAAAGUAGUUGUUAAGUU